Molecule: messenger RNA, 994 nt
Organism: Didymodactylos carnosus
Lineage: Eukaryota; Metazoa; Rotifera; Eurotatoria; Philodinida; Philodinidae
Source: the annotation of a GenBank genome assembly
AUGGCGAAGGUCAGAGCCGGUCAUUUUGGUGUCGAUCGUACGUGGAACAAUAUUAAAAAUAAAUACUAUUGGCCCAACAUGAAAACGACAAUCGAAGAUUAUAUUCAAUCAUGCCAUCAAUGUGCACGAUUUAAUAUACAACGACAAAAACCACUUGGUCUCUUACAAUCUAUCGAACCUCCCGAUGAAAGCUCCCAAGUACUCGAUCUCGACUGAUGAGGUCUGGUUCCUGUUUCAUCCGACGAAAACAAAUACAUUUUAAUUAUAACCGAUCGUCUAUCUGGCAAUGUUAUUGCUAAAGCUUCGCCAAAUAACACGGCUCAAACAACUGCUAUAUUUAUCUACCAGCAGUCGUUUUUGCAUAUAACAACGCUCAACAUCGUACAUGUGGGUUCACACCCUAUCAGCUCGCGUUCGGUCGUUUAUCGCGUAAUCCAUUUGAUUCACCACGUCGGAUUUUAAAUUCCGACUACCAACGAUAAUUGGCUACAACGGCUUGUCCAGCUAACGGUCUCCUUUUUUCGCUCUUUUUCAAAGAACUAUGGGAAUAAAGUUAGAAAAUAAUCUAAAAUUACAACUACUUAGAUAAUUGAGUAGAUUAAACAUUUCUCUAUAAAAUGAAAAGUGUCUCGGUUCUGAACGUUGAUUCAUUAUGAAAAUACAGCUGUUGUACAAACAGCCCCAAAACUCGAUGUUGAGGCUAUCUAAAAAGCGUGUCUAAAAGAGUGAAGACGAGCUGGCAAAAAUAAACCAGUAUACCAGUUUGUGGAAAAUUGUUUGCUCUACAAGAUGUGAUAGCUUGUCAAGUUCGAAACUAUUCUAAUUAAUCUGUAUUAAUCAAAGAAAAACUAGAAACCCGUGGCGCCGUGACAAAAAACAGUCAAAAGUGUCACGGCGUCACGGUUUUUCUUCGAUUAAUACAGAUUAAUUAGAAUAGUUUCGAACUUGACAAGCUAUCACAUCUUGUAGAGCAAACAAUUUUCUACAAACUGGU